Molecule: messenger RNA, 2170 nt
Organism: Manihot esculenta (cassava)
Lineage: Eukaryota; Viridiplantae; Streptophyta; Magnoliopsida; Malpighiales; Euphorbiaceae
Product: protein PHOSPHATE STARVATION RESPONSE 1
Exons: 10
Coding region: 478-1950 (490 amino acids)
Molecular function (GO): DNA-binding transcription factor activity; DNA binding
Source: RefSeq, a predicted model, not a curated record
ACUGUUGCCACUCUCUCUCUGGUGAUUAUUCCACACGCUCCCCAAGCGGCGCGUGAGAAAUCACUGUUCCUUAUUAGCUCUAAGAGAGCCUAAAGGGGACCAGUGGAAGGAGCAAUGUCCAGUGCUCACCGUUCACUUCUUUGGCGCGCCGGUGACGGAAUUUAAUACCGAUCUGCCUGCCUCUCUACCGAAUUGUUUCUGUCGCCUCUUCAUCCAAACUCGAUUAUUAGAUUCAGUGUUCUGGAUUUCGAUUCUCUGUUGUUCCUAUGAAGUUUUAGGUUUUUCAACAUCAGAAAGACUGGUUGAUUAUGCUCGAGAAGAAAUCAUAUAGGGUCUUUUAGCUUGCCUAGAUUUUUCUGCUGCUGGGCACCAAAAUGCUGGGGAGAACUUCGUUGCCUGCUAAUUAGAUGCAUAAAUUGAUGACCUUCCCGGGGGCAUGAUAUUGUGAACCAUUGAGGUAGUUUCAAAAGGAUAACCAUGGAGGCACGCCCUGCUUUAUCUAUUCAGAGAUCAGGUGCAAAACAGAUAAGUAAUCAUGGGCUUUCCGCAGCUUUAUCUUCAUCUUUGCCAGUCCUGCCAACCUCUAUAGAAGAGACAUGCCCCAAAUUGUCAAACUCUCAACAAGUUUCCUUGGAAGGGGGUCUUAUGACAAAGCCUAUUGCCCAUGCAAGUCAAUUACCCUCUAACAGUGGAGUAGUUGGCCAUCUGUUCUCAUCAUCUGCAGGCUUCUUAUCGGACCUUCAGUACUCUUCUGUUUCACCCCAGGAGAAACAAUCUGGGAAUGCUCCUUUCAUUUCUCAAUCAUCAACAAAUGUGACAGCUUUGACACUGCCACAAUCUUCACAUUCAGGAUUGCUUCAAUCCACAAAAUCAAGUCAGUAUGCCAAGGAAACCAAUGCUUCAUGGUGUCCAGAGUCAAUGCCGGGUUUUCUUGAUCUUCCUGUAAAUAACCCUGUCCAAAAUAAUCAAGUAGAAAGCAAUAGUUGUAGUGGUGUGAUUGUGUCCGAGGAAUUUAGUAAACGAAAUGAUUGGCAGGAAUGGGCAGACCAGCUUAUUACUGAUGAUGAUGCUUUGACAUCUAACUGGAGUGAGCUUCUAAUUGACACCAGUGUUGUAGAAGUGGAACAAAAGAUGGCAUAUCAGGUGUCAAAACCAUCUUCAAAUGUUCUAUCUCAGCAGCCCCAAGUUCAUCAACAGCUUCCUGCUCCAUCUGGAGAGAUUCAUCCUGUUCUUACCCCUACUUCCUCAACCAAUAAUGUGCCAUCCAAGCCACGCAUGCGCUGGACACCAGAGCUUCAUGAAGCCUUUGUGGAGGCUGUUAAUCAGCUUGGUGGCAGUGAAAGGGCUACUCCAAAAGGUGUGUUGAAGCUUAUGAAAGUUGAUGGCUUGACCAUCUAUCAUGUAAAAAGCCAUUUGCAGAAGUAUAGGACUGCCAGAUAUAGACCAGACUCGUCAGAAGGAUCGUCAGAGAAAAAAUUCACUCCUAGAGAAGAAAUAUCAUCUCUUGACUUGAAGACGGGUAUUGAGAUUACUGAAGCUCUGCGGUUACAGAUGGAAGUUCAGAAACGGCUGCACGAACAGCUUGAGAUUCAACGAAAUUUACAGUUACGAAUUGAAGAACAAGGGAGGUACCUCCAAAUGAUGUUUGAGAAGCAGUGCAAAUCAGGUUCCGACAAGCUGACGGCUUCAUCAUCUGCCAUGGAGAACACUUCAGCUAUAUCUUCUGAUGCAAUCCAUGAUUCCCCUGCAAAAAAUGAAAUGGAAGCCUCUCAGUUAGACCAUGACAAAACAAACUGUAACCCACUUGAUGCCAAGUCCAUGGUGGAAGAAGGGUCACAUGAUCCAAGUGAGAAGCAAAAGGCUCCUGAAGUUGACGGUUCUGAAAAUCCCCAGCCAGAUAAUUGCGAGUCAAGUUCACCAUCUGCUAAACGUCGGAGAACAGAUGCCUGAGCCCAUCAGCAUUUCACUGACGAGGGACAUUGAUUUGGCGGAAGAUUUAUAAUCAUAGUUAGGGACAGAACCUAGAUGAUGACUGUAAUAGAGCUUUAGAACUUUGAGAUCUUCCUGCUGUUUUUAUCAUGUCCUUGUCAUAAUUUGGUUGUGCACAUUUAUUUAAUCCAUAAACAAGGUGGAUAUAUGAGAAAAAGGGUAAAUUAGUUUUUCUUGUCAA